Messenger RNA from Nerophis ophidion (straightnose pipefish), 2921 nucleotides. RefSeq names its product neural retina leucine zipper (gene nrl). Gene Ontology annotation, biological process: regulation of transcription by RNA polymerase II. Bases 321 to 1589 code for a protein of 422 amino acids. The record is from RefSeq and is a predicted model, not a curated record. Lineage: Eukaryota; Metazoa; Chordata; Actinopteri; Syngnathiformes; Syngnathidae. Gene Ontology annotation, cellular component: nucleus. Gene Ontology annotation, molecular function: DNA-binding transcription factor activity, RNA polymerase II-specific; RNA polymerase II cis-regulatory region sequence-specific DNA binding. The transcript has 5 exons.
CUCAUUUUGUGCGUCGUGGGUGAUUCUGGUCCGGAAUCAGACCGAGGCCUCUGUGGUUCACAUCACUUGUUUGCUUCCUGUCGGCGUCCGGCCGCAGGGGUCCGACUAAUGAAGCACGCUGCAGAGGCACGGGACUAGAAAGACAGACAAAAGGACAGAGGGAAGCCCAGUUUGAAAAAAAAAGAGGAAGCCCCCUAAGUCAGUCUACUUCCCGUCAACCCCCCCGCUGCUGUCUAUGAGCCGCUCUGAGGCGCUGUGUUGGAUUUCCCGGCGUUCCUGACAGCACAAGAAAGCCUGAGGAAGCAUCAACGGAAGACACCAUGUCCUCGCCUUCCCUCCCCAUGGCGUCCCUCCCUCCGAGCCCGCUGGCCAUGGAGUACCUCAACGACUUCGAUCUCCUCAAGUUCGAGGUGAAACCCGACACGCCCCCGCUCUCUGCUCAGUGUACGUACCCCAAAUCGGGCCUGCCCCACGACCCCUCCAGCUCGCCGUACGCCAGUCAUCCUCCCCAGGACUCCAGUUUGAGCUCCAGCCCUUACAACUCGCUGCCGCCCUCACCCACACUCAGCGACGCCCAACCGCCGCCUUCGGGCUCGUCCUCCCUGUCUUCGUCGUCCUCCUCCAUCGCCUUCCCGCUGUCCAUGUCCAACAGCUUCACGUCGGGCGUCAGUUCCGGCUCCCAGGAGAACGGAGACGGCAGUCCGGCCCACGGCGGACCUCAGGCCCCCACCCCGGCCUCGCUGGAGGACCUCAUCUGGUUUGCGGCGCUGCAGCAACAGUUUGGAGGGGAGGUCCCUGGGCCCGCCACGCUUCUGGGCGCACUCGGGGGUAGUGGCGACAGAGAGAGGGCGCCGGUCAACGGCUUCCUGGGCUGCGAGGACGCUGUGGAGGCUUUGCUGAACUCGGCUGCGGCCGCCGUCACCUCACAGUUUCCAGGUCUUUCUCAAAGUUCCAGCAGCAACAUGGGAGACUCGGGAAGCGACAGCGGUGCCGACGUGUCCUGCGCCAAGGGGACAGACGUGGGCCACCGCCCGCUCGUCUUCCUGUCCUCAAACACUCCCUUGCUGACCAACGUGACCGCCGCGUCGGCAGCCUACCAGCAGCCCCUAAGCCCUCAGGGCCGCCUCGUGCCCCUUCCGCAUCACCACCAUCAUCAGCACCACCUUCACCACCCCAUGCAUGGCGGCCAUCAUCAUCAUCAUCACCCACAAUGCGGCGCGAACGAGCGCUUCUCCGACGAGCAGCUGGUGAGCCUGUCGGUCCGCGAGCUCAACCGCCACCUGCGGGGCGUCAGCAAAGACGAGGUGGUGCGCCUGAAGCAGAAGCGACGCACCCUCAAGAACCGCGGCUACGCCCAGUCCUGCCGUUACAAGCGCUUACAGCAUCGCCACGCCCUUGAGUCGGAGAAGCACGUGCUAAGUCAACAGCUGGAAGAGCUACAGUGUGAGCUGACUCGGGUGCUGAGGGAGCGAGACGCCUACAAGGCCCGGUACGAGAAGCUCCUUGGCAACAACAACAUUGGCGCUGGGGAGGCCCCGAUCGGCCGCGGCGGCAGCCCGCCUUCGCCGUCACCCGACUUCUUCCUCUGAGUGCGGAAAAGACGAAGACGAACUGUUGGUUUUAGUUGGGUUGAACUCAUCUCUAGGCUGCUUUUUGGACUACACCGUGAAUGAUCGUUGCACUUGCUCGGAACGGGAAGACAUCUUUUAUGAGCAAAAGUCUUGGGACACAUCUAUUAAGCAAACAGGGAUUCGCAGUAAUAAUUCACCUUAGUAGGGUUGGCCGAUAUGGACGAUACAAAUGGCCGAUGAUAGGUUUUAAUAUAUCGCGGUGAUGCAUAUUGACAACACAUUCUAGCUGUGUUACGCAAAUUCGACAGCGACAAUGUAGCAUUCUUGCUAAGCUGCUAGAGGCUAACGUCCCUCCACGGUGCAAAGCCACUUCUAAGUCAGUAAUACAAAUAAACUACGUUUCAUACCCGUAUCAUUAUCACUGGAAGACAAGGAAUAGCUAAACAUACUACACUAGACAGCUUAAGAAGAUAUGCUAACAUUUAUGCUUGAGCUCUUAAAUGUAAACAUCGGUGGGCGCAUGGAUACAAAUAUCGACAGUAACGAUACAGAGUAUAAGAUCAGUAUAUGGCCGAUACUACAAGUGUUAUAUUGAUAUUUUUUUAUUGUCAAAUAAACAGUUGUUUGUGUUAUUAUUUAAAAACUCAGGAAAUAGGUUCCCUGACACAGGACUUUAAGAGAUACAAAAUAAGGAUUUCAAUCAGAGCCAAUUGUAGGAAACAAUGACAAUAAUUAAUAUUAUUCAAACCACUAUCCUGUCUGAUUAUAACUGUGAUCAAAAAUGGAAUCAUUCGAUAAUCGUGUCAAUUUUAAGUAUCUGUAAACCCAAAUUUGUAGUAUCAGCCAAAACUAAUGUAAUGUAUCAGAGCAAAAGUAUAAUAACCAAAUAUGAACGAUAAAUUAACAAGUAGAUUAAUAAUACAGCUGGAAAUGAUGCAAUAUGUUACCAUAUAUGUCAGCAGCCAAAUUAGGAGCCUUUGUAACGGCUCUACAGUAACAAGGGAAUUCAUAUGGCCCCAUUCGUCGCGGUUUACCUGACACAUGAAACGUGACAAAAUGGGGUGGGUGCACGAUCUGCUUUCGCCGCCAGACGGCAGUAGACCGGGAAUAUCUUAAGAUGCGUUUUGUGGCAAUUCCAACUUUGACCACAGCGUCAGUUGCUAUGUAAAGGGGCAAUUUCCAUCAUUUUCAUCAGACUGCAUUGCAAAAUAAUGUACACCUCCUCUUCCUCUCACGCGAGUGGGGCCAUAUGAAUCGCUUCCCUACUGUAUUAUAGUUGAUAGACCAAAUAAUACAUUGUGAUAUACAGUGGGGCAAAAAAGUAUUUAGUCAGCCACCGAUUGUGAAAGU